Messenger RNA from Pocillopora damicornis (cauliflower coral), 1002 nucleotides. RefSeq names its product G protein-coupled receptor 161B-like. Gene Ontology annotation, cellular component: membrane. The record is from RefSeq and is a predicted model, not a curated record. Gene Ontology annotation, molecular function: G protein-coupled receptor activity. NCBI's taxonomy places the organism in Eukaryota, Metazoa, Cnidaria, Anthozoa, Scleractinia, Pocilloporidae. Gene Ontology annotation, biological process: G protein-coupled receptor signaling pathway.
AUGUCAGGAAAUUUCACAAACUUUUGCUGUACCGGGCUGGCCACCGGCGAUAAUUUCUCCCUGGUGACUUCAACUUGGCCGUCAAGUGCUGUUAUUUUAACUACCAUUAUCAUGAUUGCAAUCAACCUGGCCACGAUUGUUGGAAACGCUUUUGUCAUCGUUGCACUGGUUAGGAUGAUUGUCCUAAAGGCUAUGCCAGCAAACAAACACGCUAUCGUAUCGCUGGCGGUUGCCGAUCUUUUAGUGGGCCUACUUGUCAUGCCAGGCGCGAUAGACAGUGUUGUGGCGGGGAAGUGGCGCUAUGGACGAGUGUUGGGAAAACUAAACGCUUUUGGAAACUUCUCGUUCUGUAUUUCAUCUAUAAUGCAUCUAGCGCUGCUUUCUGUUGACCGUUACGUCGCGAUUUCUCGUCCCCUCGUUUAUUCAUCAGUGGUGACCAAGAACAAAGCUCGCGGUGCUUGUUUAUUGUUAUGGAUAUAUUCGACAUUAUGGGCAUUGCCGCCUUUGUUCGGCGUGGUUACCUACGAGUGCUUUAUUCCUUACAUCGGGAAAUGUAUCGAGACGGAAUGGCUGCGUGGAAAAGGAGCUGUUUUUUUCACUGCCUCGGUGGUUUGCUGUACGUAUGGGGCAGCGGUUUUAAUCAUGUGUUGUGUUUACCUCAAGUUAUUCAAAAUAGUUUCGAAUCAGUCCAAAAGAAUUUCUGCAGAAGUAAAAAAUGUUCGAUCAAUUAAUGGCUUGGAAACGAGAGCGAACGUUACUUCAGCUAGAAAAGGAGCUUUAACAGUCCUUAUUGUCAUUGGAACUUACGUGGCGUGUUGGUCGCCAUUUUGUUUAUUACUUAUUGUGCAGACUGCUCAUGGCAAGACCACAGGAGGACCAACUGCAGAUCUAACAACGAUGUUUGUUGGCUUUGCAAACAGUGCAUGUAACCCACUCAUAUAUUCUAUUAGAUACAAAGGUUUUCGCUUAGCUGUCAAGCGCAUGUUCACGAGGAGCAAUUAA